CACAAUUACUGAGGUAAUGUAGCAAUGUAAUGUUCUCAGAAUGUCGCAAUUACACGUGAAGUUAUCAAAUGUCAGAAAAUUAUCAUGAUUUCUCUUGUUGCCAUAGUAAACAUAAGAUUAUAUCACGAACGUGGCGUGUUUCAUGCCUAUUGUCAAAUCAAAAUACAUAAUAAAUGAAGUUUUUUGUGCGGUGUUGUUAAAUCAUACGUGUCGCUGAAGAGGAUAUAAAUAUAUAAAAUACAAACAGCUUACCAAACAAUAAUUAUUAGAGCAAUUUUGGCUGAUACAGGUGCUUGCAUACAUUUACAAGGAUUCGAUCUUGCUGAAUUCAGAGUUCAUUUCGUGAGAAAAUGGCUUUUAAAUAUAUUUGGUGUUGUUGUAUGUUUCUCUGUUACUUUGUGUACGGAAAUUCAGAAGAUUUGACAACACACCCGGGGCAUCUAAAACCCAUUGGCUCCCAUGGGGAAAUAUUGAAUGUUGAAUCAAUGGAUUAUUUCCCAGAUCCUGGCGUAUUCUUUACAAAUUUUGUACACGGUAGUAAGCCGUUAGUUGUACGCGGAGGUGCCAAGAUUUCUCCUGCUUAUUCGUUGUGGACAGAUGAGUACUUAGGCAAUUUUGAGGAAGGCAAGAAAGAGAUUGUCGUUGUGGAACAGGCUAAGAAAGAAAACAGGACAUUGUCUCCUGAGGAGGUUCCAUUCACAGAAUUUGUACAAAGAUACAGAAACGAAGAUAUAUAUUUAGUCAAUGAUCUGCCAGAAUUUCUCAGGUAUGGGAAAAGUAUUGCAAGUGUGUAUAACUCCCCUCCACCAUAACCAGUAUCACCUAUGGGCUAAUUAAUAAUAUGCCCCUGGUUUUGUACAGAGGCGAGUCUGUAUGUAUGUAUGCAUGUAGCCUAUGUAUGUAUGGAGGGGAGUCUGUAUCUGAGGGGAGUCAGUAUGCUGGGGCCACAUGCAUUUACAAUGCCUGAGGGAGGGGAAGCUACAUCCAAUACUAUUCUUAACACUCAUAAUGAUAUGCAAAGAUAAAAUAAGACAUAAUGCAAAUUAUGAAACAUUUGCAUAUAUUAUGUGCAUGGGUGGUUACCAGACUAUAAUUAACAAAGACAGCAAGCUGGCACUUGAUUCUUGUUCAGUUUCAAUUGAGAAGCAGACAGAAAUGACCUGCCCAACCCCAAAUUUGAGGUGAGUCCUGCACUGUAACCCCAAGAGCUUUGCUUGGGAUGCUGAUCAAUAUUUAUUUCCCAAACCUUAAUUCAACUGAGCAUGAAUGCAACUGUUAAGAAUUAGUAUACUAUUGACCUUAAUUUACGUGGUGUUUCCACAAACAAAAACAAUUAUAUUUUAUCGCCAUGCAAACAUUCAAAGAACUAUUGACCUUGUUUUCCAAAAGUGGCAGAAGUCUCAGUUGUUCCUUAUCAGACCACCUGAUUAGUACCACCCAGAAGGGAAUUCCCCCAGCAGUCACAUUAGAAAUCAUCAUAUCUGAACAUAUUGUCCUGCACUCAAUUUAUGAGACAUCACUCACUGAACAUUUAUUUUUAUAAUUAAAGUAAGGAUGUAUUUCUGCCACCAUCAUUGCUUUGUCAAGAUGUUGUCGACUAUCUUUUGGCCAAGGUUAGUUUGAUCCUUUUAAUUUUUUUAAUUUUUUUUUUAUUUUGCACAAGGCCCAAUGCAUGAACUAGAGCCAGUCAUAGUCAAUAGCGUAGCCAGCCCGACAAUUUAGUCUCGCUAUGCAAAUAUUUUCGUGUUCAUUGACUGUGAAUACAAUCAAUUCCUAAAGAAAUGUAAUAAUUUUGAAUUUGCAUAGCGGGACUAAAUUGUCGGGCUGGCUAUACACCACUGGUCAUAGUUGCCGAGGUAGCAUGUAGUGAUGCCUACUGCAAAGCAGUGAAGAGAUUUCAGCAUAGCCAUACAGAGAAAAAAACUAGGGGAAUGAGCCCCAGCCCCCCCUCCCCCCCCCUCCCACUGCCUAUGUGUAUGGAUAUAAGGAUGUAUAUAUAUAUAUAUUGACGUAUAUGAUCAAACUGUAUUAUGUUCUUGGCAUUUUAGUUGAUGUGGUUUAGCAAUGGUGGGACAAAAUCAGUGUUACAUUAUGACUCAGCAGAAAACAUAAACUGUUUAUUUGCUGGGGCAAAGAAAUUGUAUCUUAUUGAUCCAAAUAAAUAUUCUGACAAGGUGAGAGUCUUGGCUGACCAACCAAAUGACUACCAGAUUGGCUGUGUGACUGACUGCAUUAUCAACUGAUCCCAGACCAUUUGUUCCCAGAAAAUUUAAUUUUAAUCCACAGCCAGUUUUUGGAUGGAGAGAGAAAGAAUAGGAACAGAAAGAAAGAAUAAAUGAAUGAAAAAGAAAGAAAGAAAGAAGAGAAAGAAUCAAAUCAAAGGAGUGAGAAAUGAAUGAACUAAAUUGCAGUGCAGGAUCAGAAAAUAAGGAUUAGGAGGGCGAAAAAGGACAAAUUUAUUUUUUUAUUUUUUAUUAAUUAUUGUGCUGAGUGGUUAUAUUACUAGUUACCUGAAAUAAACAAGCAGAAACUUGACAUUUUGAGCGAAGGCCCUUUGUCAAGAGUUAGUAGUUUGGCUACUAACCCUUGACGGUUUAUUUCAGGUAGUAAUAUAACCACUCAGCACAACAAUUUCACAUUCAUUUGGUACUAUACCCACACUGGUACAGACAGUUUUAGCACAAAUUUAAUUAUACAACUUAAACCAUGUAUAGUAUAUGUAUAAAUAAGCACAUUUAGACUGACUCAAUACUAGAUCAUGCAACUCUCAUUUUUUUUCUGUUCUUGUCUAGCUAGUUAGCCAUGUGCCAGAAUUUGACAGAAAUUUUUCAACCAACUGACUGAGCAACUGAUAAGCCCCAUUGCCUAAUGAUUGCUUUGCCCUGUUUAUUUCAGGUUACAAUAGAAAAUGUAAAAUCAGCUUAUUCCGAUGUAGAUGUGGAAAGGUAGAUAUUGUAUUCAAUAUUAUAAUUAUUUAUAUUAUAUGACCAUUCAUCUUGAAAUUCUACAGUUGACAAUUUAUGAAUACUUUGUAUUUUAUAGGGUAGAUUUUGUCAAGUAUCCAGGUCUAGCGAAAGUUGAAUAUCAUUACGUUGAAAUGCAGCCCGGAGAUUGCCUAUACAUCCCAUAUGGCUGGUACGGAGAUGAUAUUGCAAUUAGUUGCAGUUACACUUGCGGUUUGAGAUGUGGUUUGGCUGAGGUUUACUGGCGUUCACUCUGUGGUUUAAGUGUGGUUUGAUUUUAGAUUUAGUACCGUUUUUAAAAGUAUUCGGUUUAAUAACGGUUCGGUUCCGACGUAGUAACGGUAAAGUGGUGCGGCUGAGUUUUGAUAGUUAAGCUGAGCUUUGGAAG
Messenger RNA from Paramuricea clavata, 3351 nucleotides. The record is from the annotation of a GenBank genome assembly. NCBI's taxonomy places the organism in Eukaryota, Metazoa, Cnidaria, Anthozoa, Malacalcyonacea, Plexauridae.